GAUCAGGCGGACGAUAAAGAUGUUGAGGUGGAAGUUAAAGAGAAUGUUGAGGCGGAGGUUCAAGAGGAUGUUGAGCUGGAGAUUGAUCAAGUAGAGGUAGGUACAGUGUUAUUAAAAAGAACACUUUUGACGUGAGCUUUCAAUUAGAAAAUAAUUGUGAAAGCUUAUUUUUCUUUUCUUUUCUUCUUUUUUUUCUUUUUUAGACAAAUGAACAAUGUGCAACAUGCAAUACCCUCAAAAGUGAAAUAAGUCAAUUGAAAGGAAAAGUCACUAGGCUGAACAGAAAACUGACCACCAACCAGGAUCAUUGGGUGAAAACAUUCAAACAAAUUCAUGGACAAAAUAGGCUGCUGAUGGUUGAUAAAGGUAAGACUGCUUAGCUGUUACAAUAAUAUUAGGUAGUGUUUUUGAAAACAAGUGACAACAUUGUGGAUUACCAAUAACCAUUUCAAGUCUACAAUAAUGUUUCAAGCUUAUAAAGUAUAUAUAAAUACUCAGGAAACUUUCUCUUCAAUUGCACAGUAAGAUUAACAACAAUCAUCAUUAGAUAGUUUUACCAACAAUUUUUUUUUAAGUUGAGGUAGUAGUAAUUUCCUGUUAUUAUGAUUCAGCUGUCCAAACUGACCCAGAAGUGGUUGCUGACAAUGCCGAGUGUGAAGAGGAAACUGAGGAGGAUAUGGAGUUAAAUGAUGAAGAUGAGGAAGACAACAGCAACGAUGAUGAGGACCCCACAUGGACCCCUGAGGAGAUUGACUGGGAGUACCAAAAACUGAAAAACGAAGAUGACAGUGAAAAGACUCAUGACAACCCAAGGUUAACAAAUAAUACUGUUCUUUCACUUUGUUAUACUGAGUGGUGCCCAGAACUAUUAUAAAAACUAAUUUAAAGGCAAGAUUUAAAAUGGUCAACAACAAUAAGUGUAAUAAUCCUUUCAUUAGUCUUCUCUAUUUACUAUCUUUUUUAGACUUGACCUAAAAGGCAAAAAUGUACGGGAGGAGCCAAAGGGAAUAUAGUCUUUCUCUCAAAAUUGAUGCUGCUGUUCGAGUUCUGUCACCUGUGCCUCUUCCCAAACCCUAAGGUGGCUGUUACCCAGACUGGAGCAAUGCUGAGCAUUGUAACUGAGUGCAGCAAGUGUGGUGAGACAUACACCUGGAAAAGCCAACCUGAUCUGAUGGGGAGGUUUCCAGCUGGAAAUCUGUUGCUGAGUUUUGCUGUUCUGUGUGCUGGAGCCUCCAUCAGAAAGGUGCUCUUGGUGUUUUGGCACAUGAGUGUGUUGGCUUUUCAUGAGCCGACGUACUACUAUCACCAGAGACAUCUCCUCAUACCAUCUAUUGUGGCAUUCUGGAAAAAAUAUCAAAGCAGAUUAUUGGAACAGUUGAGAUACAAAGAGGUGGUAUUGGCUGGAGAUGGACGUCACGAUAGUAUGGGCCACUCAGCCAAAUACGGCACUUACACAAUGUUCUGUUGUACUAUAGGACUCAUCAUCCAUACAGUCCUUGUGCAAGUAUGUAUGUUACUUUGCCUUCCAUUCGUUUGAUCGACACUUAUGGUCAAUUCGAUAUUUGGACAUCAAAUUUUACCCCACUAUGUGAAUUGGAUAUUUUGUUGCUGUUUCAAAAAACUGCAUUUUCAUGUAUUUGCCUUGGAUAGUUUUAUAUAAUUUUCUUCCUUAAACAUUUAAAAUUGGAGUUUUUAAUCUUGACAAUUGUAGAAUUUUGAUUGCUUUCUUGUCAAUUUCAUCUACCCAAGGUUAAAAUGUCUAUGAUAACUGUGCAAUGCCUUACAUGAUUAUAUGCUAAAAAAUUCUACAAUCAACCUGGGGAUAUUUUUAGUGUUUGAUCUUGACCAUUGUUUAGAUGGCAUGUUUUUUCUCCUUUAAUACUUUCAAGCUAACCAGGCGGGUAACAGUUCAGGUAUGGAGUUUCUGGCAUUCCAAAAGGCUUUUACAUUCCUUCUGGGGACUGGGAUGAUCAUCAAAUCAUUUAUAUCAGACCGCCAUACGUCAAUCGCAAAAUGGAUGAGGGAAGACUGUGCUGCAAAGUGUAAUGAGCUGGGAAAACCAGUUGUGAAACAUUUCUUCGACUUGUGGCAUAUUGCAAAAAGUAAGCAUUCUUUAUACUGAAUCAAUGACCACAUGCCAGUAAACAGAAAAAAAAAUGUAUCUCUUAUCAUCCAAUUGCUAUGAACAGUUUGAUUAUUACUGGUUAAUUUUUCUUGUAGGCUGUGGACUUACAAUAAAAAAAUUCUUUGUUUUAGAGUCUUAUGGGUGGACAUUUUCUUUUCUAAAUAAAGCAAAUAACAAAUCAGAAACUUGCUGAGAAUACUCCUAUAUAUGUUCUAAGUCAAAAUUAAAUUCAGGUUAAUAUUUUUACCUAGGUUGAUUCACAUGUCCUUUGUCUCCUAGCCCAAAUAAUAAUAUUAUUCAUGAAUUAGGGCUAGGAGACCAGGGAAACUGGGAUUCAGCCUGGGUAAUAAAUUUUAACCUGAAAACAAUUUCGACCAGUAAUGUACGUAUCUUUCAGAAAUUCAGAAGGUGCUGACACAACUCAGUAAGGAAAAGGGAUGUGAAAUUAUUGGAAGAUGGCGGAAAGCCUGUGUACGUCACUUUUACUGGGCAGUCACCUCAACUCAAGAGCAUCUUGGAGAACUUAAACUGGCAAAAUUCCAGGCAUUUCUGUCUCAUGUGAUCAACAAACACAGAAAUUUGCCCAAUCGGCUAUUCAAUGCUUGUGCCCGUGGUGAAAUUGCUACCCCUCGUGUUUGGAUGAGGAAAGGUACAAAAACAUGUUGCAAUGUACUGUUGUUAUGUUAUUCCUAAAACAAACCAAUCAAAACCUGUUUUCGGUACUGGCACUGCAAGUAACUACUAUAUUCAUUUUAUCUUAUGUUUUAGCAUCAGAGGCAUAUGAGAAGCUAUGCACUGAACUAGGAAAGAAAAGCCUCAUCAAGGCUAUCAAACAGGCAUCUUCUGUAGAGCAGACAAGUGCCCUUGAGGGUUAUCAUUCAGUAGUGAAUCAGUUUGCCCCAAAGAUGUUUGCUUUCUCUUAUCUUGGAUUACUUAGCAGGUACAAGUGCAUAAAUAUUUGUUAUAUUGUCAUGGUGUAACUGACUUAUAAUUCACAUUCCUAGUAAUGAGAUAUCUGAUCAUACUGGACUUUACUCUGUUUCUCUCUCUUUUAUUUUACAGAACAAUACUAGCGGCACUGCAUUUUAAUUAUAAUCUGAAUAGAGACAGCAAAACUGAUGGUCAAGGGAGGCCUGUGCUUUAUGUGACUUACCCUAAAUUCAAGGAAGGAGAGGCUGCAGUUAGGGAAGCUAAAGUCUCAGCAAAUUAUGGUAGUUAUUGAUCAGUCUCUACAUGAAUAAGUUCAAUCAGACUCUCUCUAUUAGGGAAUUUGCAUUAUAUGCUUGUUUGUUUUUUUUUGUUAGAUUAUGUUGCAGAUAUCUUUGAAACUCUAACCACUACCUCAAAGGCAGACCUGAAGUCAAUGGCAGGAGAACUUAAGGAUGAAGUUCCUGAACCUCUGCGUACAAUGUUGGCUGAAAAGGAAAGUAGGGAGGAGGCCAUAGCUAAAUACAGACAGAGACAAGAGAAAGUGACAACAGUUUGUCCUCCAACUUGUUCAGGUAUGAGUUCAAAACAUGAAAACUAAAAAAAUGGCAUUAGGGAAAAGAAAACAUGACUCACUUCUACUGUAUCUCUACGUAUACAUGUAGGAACAGAACUGAGAUUAAACGAAUAAGUUUCUAAUAUUUCUGCAUUGUCUUUGAUUUGCUGUGACAGAGGAAGAACUUCAUCCACCAAAUGAGAGGGCAGUAACACGCAGAAGAGCUCCCCAUUGUUCAAAAUGCGGAAAACCACGACGAGGCCAUAAAAGGGGACAAUGUUAA
Porites lobata is the source of this 3891-nucleotide messenger RNA. The record is from the annotation of a GenBank genome assembly. Lineage: Eukaryota; Metazoa; Cnidaria; Anthozoa; Scleractinia; Poritidae.